AUGAAGUUGAAAUGUUUUUCGCUACUGAAUAUAACAAUUUUGAUAUUGCUGCGUUUGGCGGAAAGUCAUAAAAUGGAAUUUACCAAUGUAAAGUGCAGCACGCUGGAUAAAAAAUUUGGUGAAUUCGAAUAUUGCUUUCUAAAAGCUGCGAACCGCACUUAUAAAUACUUGUCGCUCAAGGUUAGGCUCUACAAGGUACCAGUUCAUAAGUUUUCGGUGAAUGUUGCAUUCCACAAGCGCUCGAACGGUCUUUCGCCGGUUAACUAUAAUAUUACUUUUGAUGGCUGCAAAAUGGUAGAAAAAAUCGGAAAUCCUUGGAUAACAUUUCUGUUUGGAGUGAUUAAGGAGUAUUCAAAUAUUAACCAUUCAUGUCCAUAUGCUCAUGAUAUUAUUGUGGACAAGCUGCCCGCUCAAUUUCUUAAACAACGAUUCAGUGCUUUAUUACCAUUUCCUGAAGGCGAUUAUGUAUUUAAUAGCAAUUGGAUAGCUUACGGCAUAAAUAGAGCCAAUGUCAGAGUCCACUUCUCGUAUACAUAA
This is a messenger RNA of Drosophila biarmipes, 537 nucleotides long. RefSeq lists its product as uncharacterized. The coding region runs from base 1 to 537 and encodes 178 amino acids. The transcript has 4 exons. The record is from RefSeq and is a predicted model, not a curated record. NCBI's taxonomy places the organism in Eukaryota, Metazoa, Arthropoda, Insecta, Diptera, Drosophilidae.